AUGUUUGUCGGCGGCGUUCGAUCCUCCAAGCUGUCGGCCCUGCUGGCCGGCACAAUCAUCUUCAUCAUCGUCUUCGCCGGCCUGGCCUGGAACCAGAUGGACGCCAUUGAGCUGCCCAAUAGAACGCAGCCAAACCAGAACCAAGGCUCCAGCGCGCCCUCUGAGCACAAGAAGCCCGACCAGCCAUCAUCGCCGUCGUCGCCCUCCGAGCCCGUCAAGCCCGUCACGGCCGACUCUACCCUCCGCGAUGUGUGGUUCGAGGUGCACAAGCCCUCCAUCAAGCCUGAUGCGAAAUUCUACCAGCCCUUUGGCGCCUUCAAGUUUGAGCAGAAGCACGAGACUCACUUCCCGGAGCCCCUGGGCGAAGAUCUCUGCAUCAUCGACCUCGACAACCGCCCCUUUGAUGUCGCCGGACAGGUCUUUGGACCUACUGUUAUGAGCUGGGAGAAGGAUGCCGAAAAGGUCCACGGCCUGUCUGUCGGCGUGCUCAACCACUGGCUCUAUGCCAAAAUCCACGGAUACAAGUACUACUUUGUCGCCAUCGAAAAGCCCGAGGACCGUCGCGCGUCAUGGAAAAAGGCCCCCGUCAUCUCCACCAUCCUCAAGAAGCACAAGACGUGCCUGUACCUCGAUUCCGACGCCAUCUUCCAGAACCUCGACCUCCCCUUCGAGUGGCUCUUGAACUACUGGGACAUCAGCCCCACCAACAACUCGCUCGCCCUUGCUGUCGACCCUGAUCGCGAGUACAACAAGGACAAGUUUGGAAAGCUCAUGCUCAACACCGGCUUCAUCAUCACGCAGAACAAUGCCAAGACCUACGAGAUUAUGGACGCAUGGGCGGGAUGUCCCGAGGAGAACGGCAAGCACCCCGAAUGCGUCGAGUUCCGCACCAACUCUCCCGGCCGACCUACUGACCAGGGCGGUUUCGGCACUUUCAUCCGCUACGACUACCCCGACGACAUCAAGCAGCUCGCCUGCACUGACGCCAACGGUUUCCCUAACAGUGAUUCCGAGUGCGAAGGCCGCUUCAUCCGCCAUCUGUGGACCGGAAAGGACAGCUGGAUCAAGAUCUUUGUCGGCCAGCAGGUUCCCGGCCACUAUCUCGAAAUGUUCCACAAGGAGUUUCUCGAGACCAAGUCUGAAUUUUACAUUACCGAGAAGGAUCUCAUGGCCAAAGCUGCGGCGGAGGAGCCCAAGGCCUCGACUGAGGAGAAGAAGGACAAAUUAUAA
Messenger RNA from Trichoderma gamsii, 1230 nucleotides. RefSeq lists its product as hypothetical. NCBI's taxonomy places the organism in Eukaryota, Fungi, Ascomycota, Sordariomycetes, Hypocreales, Hypocreaceae. Gene Ontology annotation, biological process: protein N-linked glycosylation. Gene Ontology annotation, molecular function: glycosyltransferase activity. The transcript is spliced from 3 exons. The record is from RefSeq and is a predicted model, not a curated record. The coding region runs from base 1 to 1230 and encodes 409 amino acids. Gene Ontology annotation, cellular component: Golgi membrane.